Molecule: messenger RNA, 237 nt
Organism: Clunio marinus
Lineage: Eukaryota; Metazoa; Arthropoda; Insecta; Diptera; Chironomidae
Source: the annotation of a GenBank genome assembly
AUGUUUCAGAAGAGUUUGCGUUCUCAGACUAAAGAAAUUGGUAUAAUUAGCGAAGCAAGAAUUGGUGUAAUGACACCAGCGACAAUUGAAGUCAAAAGAUCCGCAAUGCCAUUAACGUUGCCUCAUUGUUCACUUAGGGACAAAUUCUUUGUCAUUAUAAAUUCUACAAUGUUCACCCUGGAGAAUGAAGAUUCUGUUUUUUUGUGUGAGUCCUGCAAGUUAACAAUGAAUAAUUGA